Messenger RNA from Onthophagus taurus, 2386 nucleotides. RefSeq names its product Epidermal stripes and patches. The record is from RefSeq and is a predicted model, not a curated record. Gene Ontology annotation, biological process: transmembrane transport. Gene Ontology annotation, cellular component: membrane. Lineage: Eukaryota; Metazoa; Arthropoda; Insecta; Coleoptera; Scarabaeidae.
CCACUAAGCACCCGCGGCUUGUCCACAUUGCUCAUAUCACCAAGUAUCACUUUAAUAUCCAGUAAUUUAGUUGAAUUAAGUGCGAUUAAGUGUAAAAAAAAAUUAAAAAGAGUCUUUGUUGCAUAAAUAAAUACACAGUGAAUCAAAAGUGAAGAAUGAAGGGUGAUAAAGACGCGUUAAAGUUAUCGAACGAAAACAUGAGUCAAUCGGAGAGCGACGUUCAAGGAAUCGGAGGUGGCGGAAAAAAAGAUGACGGAAAUCAUGCUUAUACAAACCCGGCUUUGAGUAGUUCUAGUGAUAGUAUUAACGAUAAUUAUGGAAAUCUCAAUAAAGGGAGUGAAGCUUUUAUUGUUGUGGACGAAUCAAAAGAACAACAAAAAUUAUUGGACAAAGUCGGACCAUGGGUAAAAACGAAAGCAGAAAAAGCAUUUACCAAAAAAACGCUAUACAAAAGAGUCCCAAUUUUAUCUUGGCUACCAAAUUACAACAUGGAAUGGGCGAUCGGAGACUUUGUGGCGGGAAUUACGGUCGGUUUAACAGUAAUUCCCCAAGCCUUAGCUUAUUCAAACAUCGCUGGACUUCCAGCGCAGUACGGUUUAUAUGGUUCUUUUUUGGGUUGUUUCGUGUAUAUAAUUUUCGGAAGUUGCAAAGAUAUCCCAAUCGGCCCCACCGCUAUCGCUUCACUUCUAACAUACCAAGCUGUUAAUGGAAUGGGACCAGAACACGCCAUUUUAUUAGCUUUUUUAGCCGGAGUUAUUGAAUUAGCUAUGGGGUUAUUAGGAUUAGGUUUCCUGAUUGAUUUCGUAUCAGGCCCAGUUUCAUCAGGAUUCACUUCCGCGGUGGCUCUAAUUAUUUUUUCGUCCCAAGUUAAAGAUAUCUUAGGAAUUAAAGUGAUUGGAAACACAUUUUUGGAAAUUUGGAUUAGUAUUUUCGACGAUAUUCAUAACACGACUUUAUGGGACCCAAUUAUGGGGGUUUCGUGUAUUGUUGUUUUACUUUUUAUGAGGAAAUUAGCUUUCGUUCAAGUUGGCCCGAAACCCCCAAUUCAAGACGAAAAAACAACGACAAUCACCGAAGAACCAACUACAUUACAAAAAGUGAUCAACAAAACAAUUUGGUUGAUUAGCACCGCGAGGAAUGCGAUUUUAGUCGUAAUUUGUGGAUUUAUCGGGCUUGCUGUUUACAAUGAGGGGCAAACACCCCCUUUUAAGCUUAUUGGAGACGUUCCUCAAGGUUUACCUGACAUUAAACCACCCCCUUUUGGUUUUACCCGCGGUAAUGAAACUUUUACGUUCGGCGAAAUGGUUUCGAAUUUAGGAUCGGGCGUUAUUGUAAUUCCUCUUAUUGCUUUAUUGGAAAAUAUCGCUAUUUGUAAAGCUUUUGCCGAUGGAAAAGCAGUUGAUGCAACUCAAGAAUUAAUAUCAACGGGGUUAUGUAACAUAGCAAAUUGCUUCUUUCAAGCUUACCCAGUUAAUGGAGCCCUAAGUCGUGGGGCUGUUAAUAAUUGCAGCGGGGUUCGCACCCCAAUGGGAGGCCUCUACACGGGUUUAUUAGUUAUCUUCGCCUUGCUUUUCUUCACCCCUUAUUUCUUUUACAUCCCUAAAGCAGCUUUGGCUGGAAUAAUUAUAGCUGCUGUUAUUUUUAUGGUUGAAGUUAAAGUAGUUAAACCUAUGUGGAGAACAAAAAAAAGUGAUUUAUUACCUGGAAUGGCCACAUUCAUUGCUUGCCUUCUACUUCCUUUAGAAUAUGGGAUUUUGAUUGGAGUUGGUUUAAAUCUUGUAUUUAUUCUUUAUCAUGCAGCAAGGCCGAAAAUUUUGGUGGAAAGAUCAACAAGUCGAAAUGGAAUUGAUUAUUUAAUGUUGACGCCAGAUCGUUGCUUAAUCUUCCCAUCUGUUGAUUAUGUGAGAAGAUUAGUGACAAAGCACUCAAUAAGACAAGGUGUUCCUGUGGUAAUCGAUUGUAGUCAUAUUUAUGGGGCUGAUUUCACAGCAGCUCAAGUUGUUGAGACUUUAACGAAAGAUUUCGCAGCAAGGGACCAACCUUUAUACUUUUACAACUUAAAACCGAGCGUUUGCGCCGUUUUCGAGGGGUUAUCACCAAAAGAAUUUGUAGUGGUUUAUGACCAAGAUCAGUUGGAGAAUUUGUUGAAAGAGAAAAAUACAUUUAAGCCAAAAGAUAUUUUCGGAGCUUAAUUGUUUAAUACUUAUCAGUAUAUUUACAGUAUUAUUUAUCAAAAAAUUAUUACUAAUCGUUUUUAGAAUUGGUCCUAUUUAGAAUUAGGUCUCGUUUACUAGUAGUUUAACAAUUUAAGAAGACUAUAGAGUGUAUUUGUACAUAAUAAUAACUGUGAUAAUUAAUUACUUAAAAUAAAUAAUUAUAUAAACCA